CUUAAACACACGCCAUUUGCUGGAACGAUAGUAUGUACGAGGUUAUACGUGCGUAUGCGUAUUUGUACUAGACUGAAUCAUUCUUGUCGUGUUCAUGGCGUAGAUUGAAUAUUUUUCCGUGUACAUGUACUUGCACAACAAGUUAUUCCAUUCUGUAUACGAGUACUGAUUCCAGCCGAAAAUCUCCAACGCUCUAAACAUUCGUAGAUACUUCUACAAACAUAAGCGCACUGGGUUCAGUUUCCAGUACCAGAGAAGCAGACAUGAAGGUCACCGAAGACGAAGUUAAACAGCUAAUAGCAUCCGACAAAGUGGUCAUAUUUUCCAAGACAAGAUGCCCUUACUGCAAAAUGGCCAAGCAGGUGUUCGACAAAUUGAAAGAAAAAUAUACCGUCAUCGAGUUGGACGAGAGAGAAGAUGGGGACGAUAUCCAAGAUGUAUUGGGUGAAAUGACCUCUGCCAGGACCGUUCCUAGGGUGUUCGUUAAGGGAGUGUGUCUGGGAGGUGGCACGGAUAUAAAGAAACUGUACGACAGCGGAGAACUCAAGGAAAAGUUGUAGCAGAUGCAAACUUGUGUUUAUACUGCCAGAAUUAUUUACACGUUGAUUCUUUUUAUUUAAUGUAAUAAACACUGUUAUUUGACGGAAAA
This is a messenger RNA of Megalopta genalis, 649 nucleotides long. Lineage: Eukaryota; Metazoa; Arthropoda; Insecta; Hymenoptera; Halictidae. The record is from RefSeq and is a predicted model, not a curated record.